AAAGGUAAUUGAAACCAACCCUAAGCUCCUUUUAUCUCCGCUCUAAAGGUAGCCUCGAUUAUUGCUGACUUAAGCAUUGGAGUGUCUACCCCGAGGAUCCACCUCGGGGCUUUGCAAGUCAAUCCGGAGUGCAGACAUGGACUGAAGAAGAACUUCUGGUUUGAUGCAGUUACAUUUUGGCGCCGUCUGUGGGAAUCUGAACUAAAGGCUCCCUUGUUGCUCUUAUCAUGGUUAAAACUAGGUCAGCCCGAGGUGGAAACUCGUCUCAACCUCUUGGACGAGGUCAGGUCCCCAGCAACCUUCCACCUCAUCCCCCACCCCCAAUCCCGAAUACAUUCCCUCAUGUUGACCAUACAGAAGGAGGGGAUGAAAAUCAGCCACACAAUUCGGCUCACAACUCAGCCUCUACUGCUAACCAAGACGUAGUUGCAACUCAGCUCGCUGCCAUGCAACAACAGUUUGGUGUCUUUCAGCUAGUGCUGGCUCAGCUGUUAGCCCGGAACAAUCCUGGUGAUCCACUCAUCAACCUACUUAAUCCUGCUCCACAACCCCCAGCUCCACCACAAAAUCCUGAACCAGUUCAGCAUGCUCCUGCUAUUAGUGAAUCUCAGGGCCAAUCUCACAUCGCACCAGUUCAGCAACCUUUUCAUGAUGAUGUCACUCGACGUCUAGAUAGCUUAGAAAAGCUAGUGGCUGAACAUCGAGGUGGCCCACCUCCACACCCUGCUGCUGACUCCGACCCCGAUGAUCAUCUACAUGCUUUCUACUCUUGCAUGCAAGCCCAAAACGCCUCUGAUGCGUUGAUGUGCAAAAUCUUUCCCUCUGCCCUCCGAGGUAAUGCUCGAACCUGGUACUACAGUCUGCCUCCGAGGUCAAUCAGCUCUUACACAGACAUGACAUCUACUUUUGCCACAAAGUUUUCCAGUAGAAGGUUGAUCAGGAAAACCACUUCCGAGCUGAUGCGAGUUAAGCAAAGGGAUGGAGAGUCUUUGAAGAAUUUUAUGAGCAGAUUCAAUGAUGCAGUGCUGAAGGUUAACUCUUUCGACCAAGCUGUGGGAAUUACAGCUGUGAUCUCCGGUCUUGGCCAUGAGAGAUUCAGAGAUAGUCUACUCAAACAUCCUGCCACCACCUUCAGCGAGGUAAAUGAUAGAUCAUUGAAAUUCAUAACUGCUGAAGAAUAUGCCUUGUCGCAGAAACCAACCCCCUCUAAGAACCAGAACCCAGACUGGAGGGAAGAGAAUCCGAGCAGGAAGCGGAUGAGAAUAGCACAGAACCGAGGUCCGAUGUCGACCUCCGUACCAAGAUUCGGAAGGCCGAACUCUGCACCCCCACAACAGUUUGAAGGUAAACCUCCAGUUAAUUGGACUCCUUUUAAUUUGCCUCGGUCACAAAUUUUCAUGCAGAUCAAGAAUAAGAUGGAUUUAAGGCGUCCCAGCCCAAUGAGAACUACUACUGCUAGCCGAGAUCAUACUAGAUAUUGUGAUUUCCAUCAAGAUCAUGGUCAUACAACAGAGCAAUGCAACAGCCUGAGCCACGAUUUGUUAGAGAACAAGGGCCACCACCUCAAGGAAUCCGUAACCUGCCAAAUCGACAAGAACCGAGCUCAGAAGCGAAAAUUUGACGAUGCUGAGUGGAAGAAUCAACCCAUUACCUGCACAUCUGCUGAUCUCGAUACAGUUGUUACACCUCACAAUGACCCCUUAGUCACUUCUGUCACGAUUAACAAUUGUGAGGUGCAGCGCGUCCUUGUUGACACAGGGAGUGCACCAGACAUCAUGUACUUCCAUUGUUUUGAAAGUCUCGGGUUGGAUCUGGCUUUGUUGCAGCGGUAUGAUGGUCCCAUCUACGGAUUCAAUAACCUGCUAGUCCCAGUUGAAGGAGUCCUCACCAUGAAUGUUGCAUUUGGAAGUGGCCGGAGUUAUGUGACCCCUUCAGUUCGGUUUCUGGUAGUCAAGAUGGCGUCCUCUUUCAACGUCGUCAUUGGCCGACCCACACUAACUGAAAUCCGAGCUGUGGUUUCCCAAUCUCACCUAUGCAUGAAAUUCCCAACUCCCAUGGGAAUAGCAACGCUGCGAGGCAACCAGGAGGUGGCUCGACAUUGCUAUAUCACCUCGAUCACACAACCUCAGAAGGGCAAAGAUCAGACACCGGAGGUCAAUCCCAAAAGGAUUCCUGACAAUCGGCAAGUUAUGGGUGUGGAGAUAGUAGAUAAUCGACCAAAAGAUGAAACCAGAGCUGCUCUAGUCGAAGAUGUGGAAGAGGUACAGAUUGAUGACAGAGAUCUGAGCCGAAAAACGCAAAUUGGGACUAAAUUGAACCCGGAGGAAAGAGCUGAGCUAAUAGCUUUUCUUCGGGCCAAUAAAGAUGUUUUUGCAUGGACUUCAACAGAUAUGCUAGGAAUUCCCACUUCAGUUUCUCAACAUAAACUCAGCACCAAUCCACUUAAGAAACCAGUAGCCCAGAAGCGACGCCUCUUUGGAGGGGAAAGGUUAAAAGUUAUUAAAGAAGAAGUCGAGAAACUCCUACAAGCUGGCUUUGUCAAAAGGGUUGAUUAUUGUGAAUGGGUCGCCAAUCCGGUGCUAGUGAAAAAAGGGAACGGUAAAUGGCGGAUGUGCAUUGAUUACACUAACCUCAACGAUGCAUGUCCAAAGGACUGUUAUCUAAGGCCAAACAUUGAUAAGCUGGUUGAGGCAGCUUCGGGAAAUGAGAGAUUGAGUCUCUUGGAUGCAUAUUCAGGAUAUCACCAGGUGCCAAUGGCUCCCGCGGAUGAAGACAAAAUCUCGUUCUAUGCCGGCGAUGAAAUCUAUUGCUAUGUGAUGAUGCCCUUCGGCUUGAAGAACGCAGAUGCCACUUACCAAAAGAUGGUUACCAUCGUAUUCCAAGCUCAAAUAGGUCGGAAUCUGGAAGUUUAUGUUGAUGAUAUAGUGGUGAAUAGUUCGAAAGCUGAGGAUCACUUAGUUGACCUUGAGGAGACAUUCAACAAUCUUAGGAAGAACAGAAUGAGGUUAAACCUAGCAAAGUGCAUCUUCGGUGUGGAGUCAGGAAACUUUCUAGGCUUCAUGGUAUCCAGAAGGGGGAUUGAGGUCAACCCUAAGAAGAUCAAAGCAGUAGCCGAGAUGGAGCCACCGAAGUCCGUAAAAGAUGUACAGAGGUUGACGGGGAGAGUAGCAGCUCUGCAUAGAUUCAUUUCGAAAUCAGCAGAUAAAUGCUUGCCAUUCUUCAAGAUUAUGAGAUUGGCAGCCCAAAAGGAUGAAUCUGGCAAACAAAAGAAGUUUGAAUGGAAUCCAGAAUGCCAAGAUUCAUUUGACGAGCUGAAGUCUUAUCUUAGCUCACCUCCUUUACUGACAAAGGCCGAGGAUGGAGAAAUCCUUUACUUGUACCUCGGCAUAUCAGAUGAAGCUAUCAGUUCUGUGCUAAUAAAGGAAGAGGGGAAGCAACAGAAACCAGUUUACUACAUCAGUAAUGUGUUACAUGGAGCUGAAGUCAGGUAUUCCAUUGCUGAAAAAGCAGCCUUAGCAGUUGUCACUUUGGGCAGGAAACUGAGACCGUACUUUCAAUCACACCCAAUCAUAGUCCACACGGACCAGCCGCUCAGACAAAUUUUGCAGAAACCAGAAUGUUCGGGGAGAUUGAUCAAAUGGGCAGUUGAACUGGGCGAAUUCGAGCUCACAUUUCAGCAGAUGUCAGCAAUCCGAGCUCAGGCUCUUGCCGAUUUCAUAGUAAAAUGUACCUCGGCUCACUAUGAUUCCCAGUCCGAGGUGGACAGUUGGAUUUUGUAUGUUGAUGGCACAUCAAGUAACAAAGGUUCUGGUGCUGGUGCACUCUUACUUGGCCCAAAUGGGUAUCGAAGCGAACACGCUCUAAAAUUUAAUUUUGAUGCCACCAACAAUAUGGCCGAAUAUGAAGCCCUGCUACUCGGCUUACAGCUAGCGACAGAGCUGAAGGUUAAAGUAAUACAAAUAUACAGUGAUUCACAGCUAGUAGUCAAUCAGGUCAACUCAGUCUGUGAAGUGGUUGAUCCUGUUAUGAUAAAGUAUGCAGCUCUGGUGGCCGAACUGAAAUCCAAAUUCCAGAAAUUCCAUUUAAGCAAAAUACCUCGAUCUGAAAAUGAGCAAGAAGACUCCCUCUCCAAGUUUGCUUCGGAUGGCAACCAAAGCUCCAGAUCAGUCUUUGUAGAAAUUCUGGACGAGCCUAGCUUCUUGAAGCCACGAGUGAUGGAGGAGCAGCCAUGUUUCCUAGCCCUCUGAAUCUUAUGUGCUCCUACUCAAACAACAUUGAAAACAUCAAGGAGAAAAGAGAGAGAGAGAGAGAGAGAGAGAUAGACAAGUUGAUAGACAUACAGUGAAGAUUUUUAUUUUCUAUUGUGAUGCAAUGAAGGGUUACUUUAGAGGGAAAGGGCGUUAUUUUGUCUUGUAUUUUUUAAAUUGUGACUUAAAAAAUUCAGAGUUCUAUA
Molecule: messenger RNA, 4453 nt
Organism: Rubroshorea leprosula
Lineage: Eukaryota; Viridiplantae; Streptophyta; Magnoliopsida; Malvales; Dipterocarpaceae
Source: the annotation of a GenBank genome assembly